Messenger RNA from Grus americana (Whooping crane), 2220 nucleotides. RefSeq names its product glucose-6-phosphatase catalytic subunit 2 (gene G6PC2). Gene Ontology annotation, biological process: gluconeogenesis; glucose 6-phosphate metabolic process. The record is from RefSeq and is a predicted model, not a curated record. Gene Ontology annotation, cellular component: membrane. The transcript is spliced from 6 exons. Gene Ontology annotation, molecular function: glucose-6-phosphatase activity. NCBI's taxonomy places the organism in Eukaryota, Metazoa, Chordata, Aves, Gruiformes, Gruidae. Bases 547 to 1614 code for a protein of 355 amino acids.
CUGUGGUAACGGUCCCCCCGGCGCGAGGUGGAGCCACCAUGGCGGGCAGGGCAGGGCAGGGCAGGCUCGGGCGGGGCUGCUGUGCGGAGGCGGUUGGUGCCGGUGCUGCGAGGGAGAGGCAGCUGCAACCCUUAAUGAAGUAUACACAUUACUAAUGUCCAUCCUGCAGAGAAAUGAACUGUGAAAAAAUUCAAGCAAACAUGUUCCAACUGUUCAUAGAAAGGAUUGCAUAAGUCACACAUUGUGUUUCCACAAAACUUGCCCCACAAUUUGCUGCUGCUCGGCAUGUACUUCACUUAGUUUCCUCCAAUUAAAAUUCGCAAACAGAAAAGCUUUCCAGUGUUAACCGACUCGUGCUUUCCCGGAGAUUUGGAGCCACGUGUUCCAGGAAUGGCUGGGUACACCACGCCGAUACAAUAUAAAGGCAACGUCAAUCACGUUCUCUCACUUUUUAAUAGCUCCCCUCCAUGGUUCUCAGUCUCCAUCACUAGAAACUUAAGAUUAAAGGAACUUUGCUAUAUUUCAAGUACAUUUUAAUCCAUUAAGAUGGAUCUCCUUCAUAGCAAUGGCGUGCUUAUCAUUCAGCAUUUACAGAGGGACUACAGGGCUUACCAGGAUUUCCUUAAUUUUAUGUCACAUGUUGGUGAUCCCCGGAAUAUAUUCUCAAUCUAUUUUCCGCUUUGGUUUCAGCUCAACCAAGUGGUUGGUACUAAAAUGAUAUGGGUGGCAGUCAUUGGUGAUUGGUUCAACCUCAUAUUUAAAUGGAUUUUAUUUGGCCAUCGCCCAUACUGGUGGGUGCAAGAAACAAUGAUUUAUCCUAAUCAGUCAAGCCCAUGCCUUGAACAAUUUCCUAUAACAUGUGAAACUGGACCAGGAAGCCCAUCUGGACAUGCCAUGGGAUCUUCCUGCGUCUGGUAUGUAAUGGUCACAGCAGCACUUAGCUACACAGUUAGAUGGAAAGAUAAAUCAGCAGUUACCCUUCACAGACUGACAUGGUCAUUCCUCUGGAGUAUUUUUUGGAUUAUCCAGAUAAGUGUGUGCAUCUCGAGAGUAUUCAUAGCAACACAUUUCCCUCAUCAAGUUAUUCUUGGAGUAUUUGCUGGCAUUCUUGUGGCAGAGGCAUUUGAGCAUACCGCUGCUAUUCAGACAGCAAGCUUGAGAAUGUACAUCAAGACAAACUUGUUUCUUUUCAUCUUUGCCCUUGGCUUUUAUCUAGUCCUCAAGCUUCUUGAUAUCGACUUGCUAUGGUCUGUUCCAAAGGCCAAGAAGUGGUGUGCCAAUCCGGACUGGAUAAACAUUGACACAACCCCCUUUGCUGGACUGGUGAGGAAUUUAGGUGCACUCUUUGGCUUAGGUCUUGGAAUUAAUUCUGAAAUGUUCAUCACGAGCUGCAAAGGUAAAAAUAGCUGUAAGAUAAGUUUCCGCAUAUUGUGUAUAGCUGCUUCUUUAGCUACACUGCAGCUAUAUAAUUUCAUUAAGAUACCUACUCAGUAUGAGUAUUUGUUCUACAUUCUCUCUUUUUGUAAGAGCGCAGCUAUGCCUCUGACUGUAGUUGCCUUGGUUCCAUACUGUGUCCACUCGUUAAUGAGGACAACUGAAAAGAAACUUAAUUAGAUAAAGUUUCCAGAUGGUUAGCAGUGUGGGGAUGGAUAUGAACUGUUGAAGGACCCUCUGCAAAGGCAGUUUUGCUAACUCAUUUUAACCAAGGGGGAUGCCACUGCAUCUUUGAUGUGCUCCUGGUAAGUAACCAGUACAUCCACACUCAGUACAUUCAAGAAUGACUUUGGCAGCUCAGAAAUAGUAAUUGCUGAUUGUAUUCCUAGAAGUAUUGCAACCAUGCUGCAGUAUAGUUAGAAAUGACCCAAUAUUCUGGGUCAUGAUGAAGUUGUAAAGUAUAAUCAACUAGUUUUAUUUCGCUACUUGGUGGUCUUUCUUUUAGUUCUAUCUGUCUCCAGCUAGAUGGUGCUUCAAGCCUCUGUUGUAUAUAGUGAUACUCAAUAUUUAAGUUUUUUGUAUAUAGAUACUGUGUGUUAAACUGCUAGCUAACGGUGUGAUGGUAUCACACCACCUACAACUGUACAGCCAUACCCAGGCACUGUGAAAAAGGCCAGCAUAGUUAUAAACAAGGUGUUAGGUUUAAUUUAUUGAGCUUCCUGAGCAAAACAGCUUCUGAUUAAGCAAGGUGAGAAAAAAAUAAAAGUUUAUUUCCAUUAGACUCUG